This is a messenger RNA of Sclerotinia borealis F-4128, 669 nucleotides long. NCBI's taxonomy places the organism in Eukaryota, Fungi, Ascomycota, Leotiomycetes, Helotiales, Sclerotiniaceae. The record is from the annotation of a GenBank genome assembly.
AUGGCAGAAAAUAGACCAACUCUCCAUCAUAUGGAUCUAGGUGUCGAAUAUAAUGUCGUCCACCACUUCCGCAAACCUGCCGACGAUGCCAUUGCUCCUUUCCGAUCUCCCGAAUCCAUCAAAGCCCUCGGCCCAUAUGGCAAGGCCCCAGUUCUCAUAACCGGUGCUGCGGAUGGUAAUCGAUACAUUCCCGAGAGCGAUGCUAUAUGCACAUACCUACUUCGCAAAUUCGAUACCGAGGAUAAGUUUAGCUUGCAUAGUGGUGACUGGAUCAGAGAUGAAAUUCUCAACUCUUUCAACCUUACGACAUUCGGACGAUCGGUUUAUUUCAUCCUUUUCAUCGAUUUUGAUUUUAUCAAGAACGGAGUUACAGAUUAUUUUGAUGGGCCGGAGAUGAGGGAUAUACUCACUAUAUUGGAUGGAGAAUUGAAGAAUGCACCAGAAGGGGGCUAUUUCAUGGGGAAGAGUCCUGGCAGAGCUGAUGUUAUGAUGGAAUUUCCAAUGAGUUUUGUAAAGCACAGGAAUUGGAUUGAUCUAGAGAAGGAAUUUCCUAGAUUGGACGAGUGGUUGAAGAGGGUUUAUGAUAGACCUGCUUGGAAGAGAGGUUUAGAAAAGGGCAAUGGUUCUUAUGACCUCAGUGUCUUUCCCAAACGAGCUGUGAUUUCGUGA